Molecule: messenger RNA, 6562 nt
Organism: Gasterosteus aculeatus aculeatus (three-spined stickleback)
Lineage: Eukaryota; Metazoa; Chordata; Actinopteri; Perciformes; Gasterosteidae
Gene: jag2b
Product: jagged canonical Notch ligand 2b
Biological process (GO): Notch signaling pathway; cell communication; multicellular organism development
Cellular component (GO): membrane
Molecular function (GO): calcium ion binding; Notch binding
Source: RefSeq, a predicted model, not a curated record
UGGCUACGGAACAUCUCAGUUGCUGUGUGGAGAGAUUUGACGGAGGGACACUCCUGUACAUGGACCAUCACUGCGCUGCAAUCCGCCUUCUCACUCACACACACACACACACGCGCACGCACGCACACCUACACACGCGCGCGCGCACGCACGUAAUGCCUCGCUGAAAUCAGGACGUACGCGGUGAAGAAAACACGCAUGUGAAUAUUUUUAUUUUUGCAUGUCACCAGAGGAGGAACUAGUCGCCGGCUCCGCGGCUGUUUGUCUUUUCUCAUCGCUUCACCCCCCCGGCUGCCCCCCCCACCACCCCCCCGUAUGUCACUCUAAUUAAUCGGAGGCAUGUGGAAUCGCACCAGGAUUAGGAACUGCUUCCCGAUAGCGUGCCUGCUGUUGACGUUAUGGACGGAGGUGUCCCAGUCAACCGGCUAUUUCGAGCUGCAGCUGAUCACCGUGGCGAAUGUAAACGGCGAGCUGGCGGACGGGGACUGCUGCGACGGCCCCAGGAGCUCCUCGGACCUGCGCUGCACCCGAGACGAGUGCGACACUUACUUCAAGAUCUGCCUCAAAGAGUUCCAGAUGGAGGUCUCCACCGGCGGCGCGUGCACCUUCGGGGAUGGAUCUACGCAAGUUCUCGGUGGAAAUACGUUUUCUUUUAAGAGCACAACGAGUAACCCGAAUAAAAUCGACGAAGCUGGCAAAAUUCUGAUCCCGUUCCAGUUCGCAUGGCCGCGGAUGUACACGUUGAUUGUAGAGGCUCGGGACUGGGACAACACCACACGCAACAUUGGGGACGAGCUGCUGAUCGAACGCAGCAUCCACACUGGUAUGAUCAACCCGGGCGACCAAUGGCAGACCAUCCUGCACGACGGGCCGGUGGCUCGCCUCGUGUACCGCAUCCGAGUCCGCUGCAACGACAACUACUACAGCAACAAGUGCAAUAAGCUGUGCGUUCCUCGGGACGACUACUUUGGCCACUAUCGCUGCGAGCCAUCCGGGGCCCGCGUGUGCCUGGAUGGCUGGAUGGGCUCCGACUGCAGGAAAGCGAUCUGCAAGCAAGGCUGCAACCUGUUACAUGGCAACUGCUCUGUCCCGGGGGAAUGCAAGUGUAACUACGGCUGGCAGGGUCAGUUCUGCGACGAAUGUGUGCUCUACCCCGGCUGCGUCCACGGGACCUGCAACAGCAAGUGGCAGUGCAACUGCGAGAGGAACUGGGGCGGCCUGCUGUGCGAUAAAGAUCUGAAUUACUGUGGUCGCCACCAGCCUUGUGUCAACGGAGGAACCUGCAUGAACACGGAACCGGACGAGUUCCACUGCGCCUGUCCUCCAGGAUACUCUGGCAAGACCUGCCAGAUAGCUGAUCACGCCUGUGUUUCCAACCCCUGCGCCAACGGAGGCAGAUGCCACGAGGUUCCCUCUGGGUUCGAGUGCCAGUGUCCGCCGGGAUGGGAGGGGCCGACCUGUGCCGACAAUCUGGACGAGUGUGCCUCCGGUCCCUGUGCUAAGGGUGGAACGUGUAUCGACCUGGAGGACGGCUUUGAGUGUGUGUGCCCUCCACAGUGGGAGGGAAAGACCUGCCAGAUAGAUGCAAAUGAGUGUGCAGGAAAGCCCUGCGUGAACGCUUUCGCUUGCAAAAAUUUUAUUGGAGGAUAUUACUGCAACUGUUUUCGUGGAUGGUCCGGACAAAACUGUGACAUCAACCUCAACGGCUGCCACGGUCAGUGCCAGAAUGGAGGAACGUGCAAGGAGGACCAGAGGGGUCACCACUGCCAGUGUCCUCCAGGCUUUGUGGGCUCUCACUGUGAAAUCCGUAAGAACAAGUGUGACAGCAGCCCGUGCCAGAAUGCCGGCCAGUGCCACGCAGUGCUGGAUGGCUUCGUGUGUCAAUGCCCACCACAGUUUGCCGGACAGCUGUGUGAGAUCAAUGGCUGGACCCCCUCAGAUGCUUGUGAUCCAAACCCUUGUGAGAACGAGGCCGAGUGCUACAGCAUGGACGAGGACUUCUACUGCGCAUGUCCCGAAGGCUUCGAGGGGAAGACGUGUGAGCGGCUCAAGGAGAACUGCCAAACCGCUCCGUGUCAAGUCAUUGACAGCUGCACGAUUGCCGUGGCAACCAACGACUCCGCUGGGGUGCGGCACAUCUCGUCCAACGUUUGUGGUCCACAGGGACGCUGCAUCAGCCAGCCGGAGGGCAACUUUACCUGCAUGUGCGAUCUGGGUUUCAGUGGCAUCUACUGUCAUGAAAAUAUUAACGACUGCAUCGACAACCGCUGUGGGAACGGAGGCACCUGCAUUGAUGGAGUGAACUCCUUUCAGUGCUUCUGUCCCGAUGGCUGGGAGGGUCAACUGUGCGACCUCAAUGUGGACGAGUGCAGACACAACCCGUGUAAGAACGGCGGCCGCUGCGUCGACCUGGUGAACGACUUCUACUGCCAGUGUGCCGACAGCUGGAAGGGCAAGACCUGCCAUUCCCGCGAGAGUCAGUGUGACGCAACCACCUGCAGUAACGGAGGCACAUGCUACGACCACGGAGACGCCUUCCGCUGUGCCUGCCCACCUGGUUGGGGAGGCAACACGUGCAACACAGCCAGGAACAGCACGUGUGCCUCCGGCCCUUGUUCCAACGGGGGAACCUGUGUGGGAGGAGGCGACACCUUCACCUGCAUCUGCAAAGAGGGCUGGGAAGGCCCCACCUGUGGCCAAAAUAUAAACGACUGCAGCCCUCAUCCAUGUUACAAUGGCGGCAUCUGUGUGGAUGGAGUCAACUGGUUUCGGUGCGAGUGCGCUCCGGGAUUCGCUGGACCAGACUGCCGAAUCAACAUCAACGAGUGCCAGUCUUCACCUUGUGCCUACGGUGCCACUUGUGUGGACGAGAUCAACGGUUUUCGCUGUAUCUGUCCACUUGGUAGAACGGGAGCCCGAUGCCAAGAAUUCAUAGGUUUUGGGAGGACUUGCCACUAUGCAGGGCUGCAGUUCCCCCAUGGCAGCCAGUGGGAGGAAGAGUGCAACAGCUGCCAUUGCAUCAAUGGCAAAGCAGACUGCACAAAGGUGCUGUGUGGUCGCCGUUCCUGCGUGCUUCCGUCUUCCGCCCAGGACCCGAAACAGCAGACCUGCCCAGCUGGACAAGAGUGCCUGGAGCACCGCUACCUGACGUGUUUCUCCCCGCCUUGCCAACAGUGGGGGGUUUGUUCCAGGGCCGGACCGUCCUCUCCAGAAGCGAGCACCAAGUGCCAGCCAAACACCGGGCAUUUGGACAACAGCUGUGGCCGCAUAACACUUGUCUUCAACCGAGACAAAGUUCCACAAGGAACAACGGUGCAGAACAUCUGCUAUGAGCUGAGGUAUCUUCCUGACACCCGAAGCUUGGCAAAAGACCACGCCCUUCUGCUUUUGUGUGCCCUCUCUCAUUCCAACCAGGAUGCUGUAGAAGUGGCUAUUUCUUUCCAGCCGGAGGAUCUACCGGACCACAGUCUGAUCCAGCAGGCGGCCAGCGCCAUAGUCGGUACCUUGUCCAAGCGACACAACAGUACCAUAAUGCUGGCAGUCGUUGAGGUCAAAGUGGAAACGCAGGUCAUGGCCCCCUCCGUAGUAGAUUACCGGGUGCCUCUGCUAUGUGUGCUGUUCUGUUUGCUCUGCCUGUUCUGCAUUAUCGUCUGUGUUUGGUGGACACGCAAACGGAGAAAAGAGCGCGAGAGGAACUCACGGCCAGCUGCCGACGACAACGUGAACAACCAGUGGCAGCCACUCAGGCUCGUCGUGGGACGUCAACAGCAGCAGCAGCAGCAGCUGCUCAAAGAAAGCAACAGGGACGCCGAGCAGGAGCGCAGAAAGCUCAUGGGCCCCUCGUAUCGGACGUGUGACGAGGGGGAGGAGACGGAAGGCGAGCUUGAGCUCGAGGACGAGUGCGGCGGAGCGGAGGCGGGAAAGCAAGUUUAUAAGUACUCCAAGACUGCAGUGCAGUCCAGCGGGGAAGUGAUCUGUACCAUGCACAGUUCCAGUUCACCCCUCAAAGACCCCCACCGGACCCCAGGCUACAGCCCCAAAGACAACCGCUGGAAAAAUGGCCUCCGAGACCAUUGUGUAUAACAAAGGACUCACAAUGUGGAAAGCGAGAGACGCUGCACGGCAGCAACUAUUCUUAUUUUUGGACUACUUUUGGGAAGAGUAAGUGGCUUUGUGUUUUAAUAAGCCGUUCUUUGCUUUGUUUUCAUGUUUUUGUCACCGUCACCUGAAAAGCUUUUGUAUUCAGGAGGCUAGAGCCCAGUGAACAUCCUUUUUUGCUUCAGUGUUCACUUAUUUUUCUUUAGUGUACAGAAGGGGCUGAAUUAUUCAAGAGGCUGAAGAAGCUCCCUGCAAUUUUUGUUUAAUAUAAUUGUACCAUUUAGGAAACGAUGAAUCAUCGAAAAGUAGGAGAAAAAAAAAAAACUGUAUAAAGAUUUUGUUUUUGUUUACAGAUGUUUAUGAUUUUGUCCAAUUGUCGGUGGGCUCCUGUUCAAUGUCUAAAGGGAGAGGGGGGGGGUUGAGGGGCAUGGACCACUGUUGCAGCCACGGCAGCAGAGGAAACCCUCCCCUUGUCUUUUUCCAGCUUUGCCCAAUCCACCUGUGGCCGUCAUGCGCCAGCCUUACCAAAACACUUGGCCUGGCGGGGAGAGGGGACAGAAACCCCAGUGCCUACUAUGUGGCCUUCCAUUUUUUAUUUUAUUUUUUUUUUCUUCACCUGUCUCUGUUUGAGAAUUUUUUUGCAGUAUUUGAGUUGGUAGCAAGUGCCUUUCAAAGGGCCGUUCGGAGGCUCCAAGUCGCGCUGCCCAGUUUGACCUCCUUGUUCUAAAAUCUCAAAGGGAAGUGUACAUCUAAAGAGUUCAAUUUCACAGCAACGCCAUUCAAGGUAUUUGAUCAAAACAGAAAUGAAUACUCUGUACAUAUGUGUAAAUACUAAAGGAGUCGCUGUGUAUAUUUGAAAUAAGUAACUUAAAGACAAGUCACACAUUUUUAUUAUUAUUAUUAUUAUUGUUAUUAUCGUGAAUAAUAUUUUUUUUAUUUUUUUUUUUACAACGCCAUUCCUUUUAUUUAUGCCUGUCAAAAUGGGCACGUUUUAUAACACUUCAUAUCCAGAGUUCCAAAGUUAAGAACCUUUACAAUAAGGUACCACACAUGAAGGCAUUUGUGAAGGGUUUAUAAAUGGUUGGUCAUGAGGUUGAAUUAGUGACCUUCUGCAGUACUUGUUGGACAAAUCAGUGGAGCUUCUCAACUUUAACGCUGUACCCCUACCAUGAAAUACUGGCAGAGGAUUCCCACUUUCAAUAACAAUGUUAAUGGUAAAACGUAUUUUCCUGGCUAUAGAAGGUCUAGCAUCACUAUCUGCUUUUAGCCUUCUGUCUGCCUGGCAAUAUUAACCUACUGAUCUUGAUCAAAAGUAGUUUGACAGCAGGAAUUAUAAAAAAUUAAUCCCAAUUCUUUUGCACAAUGUUUUUCGAUAGAGCGAACCUUUAUUAAUAUUAGGGGGAUGAAUUAGAAUUUCAGUUUGAUUGCAACACUGAUUUUUAACAUGCUCAUGUUGAAAGGGGAAGUAAAACCAAUUGGUCAGAUAAUUGCACCGCUCUUUAAUAUCAACAUUUUAUGGCCGCCCCUCCAUCAGUGAUGUCACACUAGGCCUAUUGAAGCGCCCAUUGGGACAACACAACUAGGUGUGUGACAUAAAAUGCAACUUGCUCCUGAUCUACUGCCAUUUGAAAGCAGAGCAGCCAUCCACUUCAAUAUUGGAUCCAGACUAUAUCCCUAAUCAUUUUUAACUCCUUGUUUGGUUGUUUAAUCAGGAUUUGGUUAAAAAUGAGAUGUAGCUGUAGAUUUUGGUGGGCAGAGUUGUCAAAUCUAAGAAAAUUAUAGCCCUAAAAAGUUAUCUAACCAUAUUCUGAACCCAUCACAAAUCCUUUUGUUUCAGGUGCCUUUAUGUAAUGAGUAUUGCAUUAUUUGUAAUAGUCAAUGGUCAUCUUUUAUGCGCUUGGUUUGUUUUCGCUAUCAAGGAAAGUAACUCUUUAAAACUGUGUGGUGUAUAGUGGCGUGUUUUAUUCGCCUGAGUAAACCGCUCUCCUUGUCUUGCUUUGCUAUCAUGGAGAUUGCUGGAAUAAAACACUUUAUUGGAGGCUUAAAAAAAACAAAUCAGUCCACCAUGACGUGUCAUAUGGACGACAGUAGUUCAAAUGUUGACAUUCAUAGGCUUUGUUUGGUUUAAAGGCUUUAAUGAAGGGAACAAUAUCUGCAGAUGUCUUUGCUACACUUUUUUUUUUUUUUUUUUUGGAAGAUACCAACUCCGUUCAAAACGAGCAAUUUUUUUUCAUAUCAUGUCAUUGUCUCAAACCGGCAUCGUAUUUUCUGUAAAUGGGACACAGCAAAAUAAAGAAUUAAAGAUGCAUCACUGCUGGUGUUAAAAGCUGAAUAUGCAUAUUGUAUACAUUUUAUUCUUCAAGGGACAUACGUUAAUUUUAUAGAAAGGUUUCCAUUAUUUCAGUGGAUGUUUCAUUGUUCUAAAUCAUCCCAGUUAUUUAUUAAAGCAGUUUUGACACAUGUU